AUGGGCCGGUUAAUCAAGAACCACUGGGGGCGCCUAAUCAUCCUCACAGCAUCAGCUUACCAAAUCGCCAGCGCCAUCGAAGGCUUCAUCUGGCCCAAAGUUUUCUGGGAUUUCAUCUCGCGCAACCUCGACGCCGCCGUCAGCCCGAUUCCGAUCCUCCAGAUCCUCAACCUCGUUACCGGGCUGGUUGGCCUGGCGUGGGAAUGGCCGCUCAAGCCCUUCGCGGGCUCAAUACUACACCGCAGCAUUGAAUUUCGACUCAUCGUCUACCCGCUCAGCGCUGUGUUCGCAGCGCUCCUCUACCAAGGCACCGAUCCGGCGAUUUACUAUCUUGUGGGGAUCGGGGUGUAUUUCUGGGCGUAUAGUGAAGGCGAGGUGGUGUGUCCCGAGCCGUGGACUUUACCGAAGAGAUCGAGGGUGCUCAAAGCAUAG
This is a messenger RNA of Penicillium lagena, 432 nucleotides long. RefSeq lists its product as uncharacterized. The record is from RefSeq and is a predicted model, not a curated record. Lineage: Eukaryota; Fungi; Ascomycota; Eurotiomycetes; Eurotiales; Aspergillaceae. The transcript is spliced from 3 exons. The coding region runs from base 1 to 432 and encodes 143 amino acids.